CUCUGCUUUUACAAAUGCUGCUUGGAGAGUACCUAAUGGCAAGCACCUCAUCCAACAUUUGGAGUUUGCUGUUUUGGUCAUUCGGCUUCUAGGCUCAAUGUUAGUAAUGUGGUGGCUUUGGUGAACUUUUUUGAGAAAAGCUGUCCUCUUCUAUCCCCACGGUCUUAUUUGAGCCCCUUAGUCAGCGAGUAAGCAUGUUUGGAACAGUCCCCAGUGCUUUGCAAGGGCUCAUGUUGCAGACAGUCACGUAUGGGUAUUUGUAGUUAUAAAUACUUGACCAGUCUCCAGGGGUGGGGCAUCCAACCCUUUAAACAGCCCUGUUGCCUGUUAUCAAGUGAACUCUUUGCUCUGAAGUGCCAGAAUUGAUUCGUGGUAAGCCCUCUCUGACCGGGAAGUAAAAAAAAUGGAACACAAUAGGUCUGCCUCAAAUGCUGAUAAGAUCCACCAGAAUCGCCUGUCGAGUGUGACAGAAGAUGAAGAUCAAGACGCCGCUCUUACCAUUGUGACUGUGCUGGACAAAGUCGCCGCCAUCGUGGACAACGUGCAGGCAAGCCAGAAGAGAAUAGAAGAGAGACACAGGGGCAUGGAAAACGCCAUCAAGUCCGUCCAGAUCGACCUGCUGAAGUUUUCACAGUCACACAGCAAUACAGGCUACGUCAUCAACAAGUUGUUUGAGAAAACCCGGAAAGUCAGCGCGCACAUUAAAGACGUGAAGGCCCGGGUGGAGAAGCAACAAAUUCACGUGACAAAAGUUGAAACUAAGCAAGAGGAAAUAAUGAAGAAAAACAAAUUCCGUGUGGUAAUAUUCCAGGAGGACGUUCAGUGUCCGACAUCCCUGUCUGUUGUGAAAGACAAAACCCUAACUGAGAAUCAAGAGGAAGACAUCGAAGAUAUCUUUGAUCCCCCGGUAGAUCUGUCCUCUGAUGAAGAAUAUUACGUUGAAGAAAGCAAAUCCACCAAGCUUAAAAAGUCAGGCAAGGAACACAUCGAUAACAUCAAGAAGGCGUUUUCCAAAGAAAACAUGCAGAAGACACGGCAGAACAUCGACAAGAAGGUUGACAGAAUUAGAACUAGAAUAGUGACCCCGGAGAGGAGAGAGAGGCUGCGGCAGUCGGGGGAGAGGCUGAGACAGUCGGGGGAGAGGCUGCGGCAGUCAGGGGAGAGGCUGAAACAGUCGGGGGAAAGAUUUAAGAAAUCUAUUUCUAACGCAGCUCCCUCAAAGGAAGCUUUUAAGAUACGUAGCCUCCGGAAAGCUAAAGGUCAGAUGGGGACUGAGGGUCCCCACGAGGCCAGGGAGAUGGGUGUGGACAUCAUUGCCAGGGGCUCGUCUCUGGGCCCCGGCGGUGAGCUCUACACUGACGAGCUCAGUGAAACAGACCGUGAGGAGGCCAGGGUGGGGGGUCCUCCCCACGAAGGAGGGGAAAUCCCGACCCCCGAGCCUUUAAAAGUUACCUUUAAACCCCAGGUGCAAGUAGAGGAUGAUGAAUCUCUUUUGCUGGAUUUAAAGCAGUCUUCGUAAAGAGGAAUUAAGUAUAUUUUAAGUAUAAGUCACCUGAAUCAUUCAGUGCCAGUUUAAUUAGUAUAGUCGCUUAACAUUUAUAGGCUAUUUAGGGAAAAAAUAAAUGUUGUGAUUUUUAUUUUUUAUGUUUACCAUCUUAAAGGUAAUACAAAUAUUAUGUGCAUUUCCCAGUAACUUCCUUGGGAAUUCUUUCAAUUUUCCCGGGGCUUCUAAGGUUCUAGCAGCUUCUUCUCCUAUCACUCUCAAGGCAGCUGCAGAUUUUUAAGUGCCUUUCUCUUGAGCACCAGAGAAAGAGGCUCCUGGAGAGGGUCGGUGAGGUGUUCGGUAGUUUAAAACAACUGAAGGGCAAAUUCGUGGCCACUGUUUGCAAGUGAACUUGCAAUUUUGGUGGCCAGUUUCCAAGGGGAUCACAUCACCCAUAUGUGCAGAUCAACCAUUUUGUUAGUGAAUUAGCAAUCACACAUCUUUUUGAUGCUUCUGCGUAAAAAAGGGAAGCCCUGGACUUGGUGCACGUGGUUCUGGUAUCACAGCCGUACUCUUGGUGAGCACUCGGCAAUCGCCGGCUGACAGGCUCCUCAGUGAAGGAGAGGGUGUGCGCGUCCUGCCCAACUCCGAGAACGCGUGUGAAGGUCAAAGGGAAAUGAUGUACAUUCUGGGGGGAACGAGAAACACAGCCGGAGGAACGAGCCCCACUGAUUCCUCAAAGACGAGUCAAAUUAAUUACACCUUCCGAGAAAGCCCUGAGCACCACGCAGUGAGGACCCUAGAUUGGACGUACGCCAACGCUGGUCUUCUGAAGCCUUUUCACAGAACCAGGAAUGAAAAAUAAGUGGAUGACAUCUUUUUUUUUUCUUAAAUCAAAAGACUAAAAUGAAACCUUGGGGUUGAGUUGGAUCUUAAACGUUCUCUUGAAAAGCCUUUUUUCUGACUUUCCGUUGGUUUGGGUCCGUGGGGGACUGCAGCAGCGUGCGUGAGCAGCGUGAGGCGCAAGGCUGUGGCCGUGCCCUCAGGAGCCCUCUGCAGGGUCAGCCCUCGCGGGGGUUUGGGGCGGGUUUAGGAUUGGCCUCAGAUAUUUCUGUUUUACUGCACGAACCCCUCAGGGUGCAUCUGUCCAAAACAGUAUUCAUAGGGGUUCACAGAGCUGCUUUGGGAGGAAGCCAGAUUCCACCCGUGGCUGCAGACCUGGCCAAAGCGGAGGCAGAGGCCAUUGCUGAAGAAGAACAACAGAAACAGCCCUACUGGGUCCGCACCUCUGGUGAUGUUUAAACCUUCUGGUUUCGUAACAGGGAAGAAAUGAUGGAACUGCCAAGGUUGAAGAAUUCGGACAACACUCAGCUUUCAGACCAGUUUUGGAUGCUCACAUAGUAAUUGUAAUAAAUGUGCAUGAAGAGACAGGCACAUAGCAAGUCAACUUAAAAAUGUCUGACUCAGUUACCCUGAUAUUUGGGUUUGGGAGUUUGAUUCCGCAUCAUUUCUUCUUCACUCUGUGUGAAUACAUUAAGUCAUAAAUUGUGCAUCUCACCUUUUUAUUUUGAAAACCAAAGUGUAUAUACAACAUUGAACAAUACACUGAAAUAAAUAAUUUAAAAAAUGUUAUGACUUAAAAAGAGCUUGGAUGCUGAAUACAUAUUUCCUUAAAGCCAUAAUAAAUUUGAAUU
Phyllostomus discolor (pale spear-nosed bat) is the source of this 3177-nucleotide messenger RNA. It is a transcript of the gene CAVIN4, whose product is annotated as caveolae associated protein 4. Gene Ontology annotation, cellular component: cytoplasm; caveola. Bases 404 to 1519 code for a protein of 371 amino acids. Gene Ontology annotation, biological process: regulation of gene expression. The transcript is spliced from 2 exons. NCBI's taxonomy places the organism in Eukaryota, Metazoa, Chordata, Mammalia, Chiroptera, Phyllostomidae. The record is from RefSeq and is a predicted model, not a curated record.